Molecule: messenger RNA, 1515 nt
Organism: Nannizzia gypsea CBS 118893
Lineage: Eukaryota; Fungi; Ascomycota; Eurotiomycetes; Onygenales; Arthrodermataceae
Exons: 1
Coding region: 1-1515 (504 amino acids)
Biological process (GO): intra-Golgi vesicle-mediated transport; cytoplasm to vacuole targeting by the Cvt pathway
Cellular component (GO): COG complex
Source: RefSeq, a predicted model, not a curated record
AUGGCAGAAGCACUCUACGAGCUGCUCGUUCCUCACUUUGAUGCCGCUGAUGGCUCUCCUCGACCACCUCCCCCCACGACAAGCGCGGCCACCGCGCAGUAUCUCAACUACAUACCAACGUUAGAUACGGCCUCAUUAACGUCAACGGAGCUUCAGUCGCUCUCGCAGACCUCUCAUUCGAACCUCGUUUCCCUCCAGUCGCUUGCUAACAGAUCCCACAAGUCCUUCAUCACAUCUGCGGAUAACCACCGGUCACUGCAGACAUCCCUCCCACGGCUGGCCACAGAGACACAGCGGCUACGAGAUGCCAUACCGGAGCUCGAUGAGGAAGCUGUGCGCUUCUCCUCUACCUACAGUAAGACGGGAGACAGCCAGAUACUAGAGAGGAGGAAGAAGGCUCUCCAGCUUGCCCGAAAUGUGGACAGGCUGUCUGACAUUCUAGAGCUACCGACUCUGCUUUCUACAGCAGUCUCAACUUCCUCUGGGGCUUCAUCUGCUGCUGCCACUGCUGGGUCCGGUGGAACUUCGUCAAGCAACCUGUCGAGCACGUCCAAUUACUCGGCUGCUCUGGACUUGUUUGCCCAUAUCAAGAGACUACAGACACUAUACCCCGAGUCGCCGUUGGCUAAGGAUAUAGUAAACCAGGCAGAAGAUGCCAUGAAAGACAUGACUACCAAUUUGAUCUCUGAUCUCAGAGUCCAGAACAUUAGACUGGCGCCUGCGAUGAGGAUCAUUGGGUGGCUGCGGCGCAUUGCCCCGGAUCUUGAAGAACCCUCAAGUACUAAGUCUGCAAGCAGUGGCAGUGCCGGGGAGGGCGCCUUUGGUGCCUUGUUCCUAGUCUGUCGCCUGGCAAACCUUUUGAACAUGCUAAGUGCCCUUGAGCCGCUGCGGGAACUGGCAGACCAAGAGACCCUCCGGAGACGACGACAAAAUGCAAUUAAGGGGGAGACCGGCGAGGAAUCAAAGAAUGCUUGGUCUGGCGGGCAGCAAACGGAGCGGUUUUUGAAGAAAUAUAUUGAGAUAUACAGAGAGCAAAGCUUUGCUAUUGUGUCUCUAUAUAAGAACAUAUUCGCACCUGCGUCUUCAGAGUCGGCCACCAAAGCACAAGACACGAGCGAGGAGCCAUCUGAGGCAUCGAUGCUAUCCCAGCUACCUCCAGCACUGGCCACAUUCCCUAUGCACCUGGCACAACUUCUGGCGGAGACGCUGGAGGAAUACCUGCCGAAUGUGAGAGACAAGAGCUCGAGAGAGAGCCUGCUCACCCAGGUACUCUACUGUGCGGCUAGUCUGGGGCGACUAGGGGGCGACUUUACCAUGAUGCUCUCUCUCUUGAGUACGACCGGGGGAACGGAGCACCACGAAGAAGACAGAACUGAAGACGAAGAAGGUGUGCCGGAGUGGGAAGAGGCCAUCCGCAAGCACCGCAUCCUCGCUGAGCGUCUGGACCUGUUGACGGCCAGUGGUGAAGCUGCAGCGGGCUCCGGAGCAAAGGGGUCUUAUUCUUCCUCAAAGUGA